Messenger RNA from Pseudozyma flocculosa PF-1, 678 nucleotides. RefSeq lists its product as uncharacterized. The transcript is spliced from 2 exons. Bases 1 to 678 code for a protein of 225 amino acids. NCBI's taxonomy places the organism in Eukaryota, Fungi, Basidiomycota, Ustilaginomycetes, Ustilaginales, Ustilaginaceae. The record is from RefSeq and is a predicted model, not a curated record.
AUGGAGCGAAACCCUUGCCCCAUCUGCGUUAUAGGAGUCCACUGCCUCGACGCGAACAACGUCGCCGGCGUCUCGUUCGAUUUCUCCAUCGAACAGGGCUCGGGCGUGGGGAUGGGAGAGGCGCUGGCAGACGGCGAAAGACAAGAUCACAUUCUUGGCCUCUUUGGUCCGGACAUGGAAGCCGUGUUCAACCGCGAGGAGUUCGGAUCUGCCUCCAUCGGCCAGGGGCAGUAUCUCGCGUUCCCCGCGACGCUGUCGACCAAGAUGGAUCCCGUCAAACUCCUCGAUGCCAAGAGGCCAGGACACCUGACGCUCGUCCGAUUUUGGCUCGUCGAUCCGUCUGAUUCGGUCGUGUCGACUGCACGAGUGGUACCGCAACAGGUCGAUUGGGUGAAGGAAGCGAUGAGAGGAAUGCAGCGCGAUCCCAAGAGCCUGUUCUCGCUGCUGCCUAUCGAGGUGCUCGAAAUGAUCUUUGAUGAGCUGGAGGAGCUUCUCGAAGCAAACGAGAGAGGCCUGAGGAAGCGCAACAAGACGAAGUGCGCUCUACGGCUUGAAGAUCAGGCGCGGGCGAGCGAGUCUGCGAAGCCGGAGUUUACAAUGAGCACGAGGCUAGCUCUCAAAAACCGAAACGACUUCGCGGAUCGAUUGGAAAAGGAACUCUACGACUCUGCCGACUAG